Messenger RNA from Orbicella faveolata, 970 nucleotides. Its product is annotated as DNA-directed RNA polymerase II subunit RPB3-like. NCBI's taxonomy places the organism in Eukaryota, Metazoa, Cnidaria, Anthozoa, Scleractinia, Merulinidae. Gene Ontology annotation, molecular function: DNA binding; protein dimerization activity. Gene Ontology annotation, cellular component: RNA polymerase II, core complex. Gene Ontology annotation, biological process: transcription by RNA polymerase II. The record is from RefSeq and is a predicted model, not a curated record.
CGGUCAAACGAGACGCCAUAUUGGAUUUUUUGCUGCUACAGAAACAAGACUUGUAGUAGAAUCGAUAAAAUCACGACAAAAUGCCAUAUGCAAACCAGCCCAGUGUAAAAAUUACCGAACUUACGGAAGAAAAUGUGAAGUUUACGAUCGAGAAUACAGACUUGAGCAUGGCCAAUGGCCUCCGAAGAAUAUUUAUCGCUGAAACCCCAACUAUAGCAAUAGACUGGGUACAGAUUGAAAAUAACACAUCAGUACUACAUGAUGAGUUUAUUGCCCACAGGCUUGGUCUCAUCCCUCUGACCAGUGACGACAACGUGGAUCGACUGAACUAUUCCAGAGACUGUACUUGUGACGAGUUCUGUCCCGACUGUUCUGUGGAGCUGACUCUUGAUGUAAAAUGCACAGACGAUCAAACCAGGCAUGUAACGACAAGGGACCUCAUAUCAGCAGAGCCAAGAGUUAUUCCAGUGACGUCACGACACCAUGACGAUGAAAACAGUGAAUAUGGCGAACAGGAUGACAUUUUGAUUGUAAAACUUCGUAAAGGGCAGGAACUCAAGCUUCGGGCCUACGCUAAAAAGGGCUUUGCUAAAGAACAUGCAAAGUGGAAUCCAACAGCAGGUGUGGCAUUUGAAUAUGACCCUGACAAUGCUCUGAGACACACGACAUACCCAAGACCUGAGGAAUGGCCUAAAAGUGAAUACACAGAGUUGGAUGAAGAUAGUUAUCAAGCGCCAUUUGAUGCAAAUGCUAAAGCAGACAAGUUCUACUUUAAUGUUGAGUCCUGUGGCUCAUUAAAACCCGAGACAAUUGUGAUAUCUGGGUUGUCUGUGCUCAAGAAGAAGCUGAGUGAUCUUCAAACUCAACACAGCCAUGAAGUAGCGGCUGAUGUCUUGACAAUAUGAGAACUAAAAACCAUUGAAGCAUUUCUGUAGUUAUUUAUAAGUAAAAGCUCUUUUUAUGCAACACA